UGAAGCACUUUAGUUAGGUCAAGUCAAACUUGUAUUCCCGUUUAUCACCUUGGGCUUGAAAACGAAUAUCACGUGAAGGCACGUGUUAACUCACAACAAUUCACAACAAGACACGCGAACCACAAAAUGUCGGUAUUACCCUUUAGACUUAUCUGGCGGAAUAUAUCAAACGUUGCCGCCAAGGCGCCAACUUUAUUACUUCCCUCGCUUCCCCCACGCCAAAAUUUAAGUCCAAAUGACGAUAAUACCCUUCAUCUUCCCCAACAAGCCUCUCGAAAAUUUCAAAACGUUUCGACGGCUCCCUCCCUCCACCCUUUCCCUCUCCUCUUCAAACCCUUUCGCCUCCAUCAUAAAUAUUCAUCCCUAGAUCUCAAACUCAAACCAUCAAUCACAUCUUCAAUCAUCAACCUCUUCCCCUCGAAAUCAUCAUCAACAAACAUGCCUUCCAUGGCAGAAGAGCCGCUCCUAACCCCAACCCCAGACAGAUUCUGCAUGUUCCCGAUCCACUACCCUCAGAUCUGGGAGAUGUACAAGAAAGCCGAAGCCUCCUUCUGGACCGCCGAGGAAGUCGACCUCUCCCAAGACACCCGCGACUGGGAGACCAACCUCAACGACGGCGAGCGCCACUUCAUCAAACACGUCCUCGCCUUCUUCGCCGCCUCCGACGGAAUCGUCCUCGAGAAUCUCGCCUCCCGGUUCAUGUCCGACGUGCAGGUCUCCGAGGCGCGUGCCUUCUACGGGUUCCAGAUCGCGAUUGAGAAUAUCCACUCGGAGAUGUACAGCCUCUUGCUAGAUACCUACAUCAAGGACAACAAGGAGAGGGACCAUCUCUUCCGCGCGAUUGAGACCAUCCCUUGCGUCGCGAAGAAGGCCCAAUGGGCCUUGAAGUGGAUCGAUGGAUCUCAGACUUUCGCAGAGAGGAUCGUGGCCUUCGCGUGCGUGGAAGGGAUCUUCUUCUCCGGAAGCUUCUGCUCCAUCUUCUGGCUCAAGAAGCGAGGGCUCAUGCCGGGGCUCACCUUCUCCAACGAGCUGAUCUCGCGGGACGAAGGCCUUCACUGCGACUUCGCGUGCCUGAUCUAUACCUUGUUGAGGACGAAGCUAUCGGAGGAGCGCGUGAAGUCGAUCGUGUGCGACGCGGUGGAGAUCGAGAGGGAGUUUGUGUGCGACGCGCUUCCCUGCGCGUUGGUGGGGAUGAACCGGGACUUGAUGAGUCAGUAUAUUGAGUUUGUGGCGGAUAGGCUUUUGGGUGCGCUUGGGUACGGGAAGGUGUACGGUGUGGCGAAUCCGUUUGAUUGGAUGGAGUUGAUCUCGCUUCAGGGUAAAACGAAUUUCUUCGAGAAGAGGGUUGGUGAUUACCAGAAGGCUUCCGUCAUGUCUAGCGUUAACGGAAACGGCGCGUUUGAUAACCAUGUGUUCUCGCUAGACGAGGAUUUUUAGAUUUGAUUUAAUUUAGUUGUUGUUACAGUUUGAUCCCUUGUAAUAUUCCGUGUAUGUUCGUAUUUUUUAAUUAAUGGAAUACUAUAAGCUUUAUCUCUACUUUUCCCCA
Brassica rapa (field mustard) is the source of this 1546-nucleotide messenger RNA. RefSeq names its product ribonucleoside-diphosphate reductase small chain C. Gene Ontology annotation, molecular function: oxidoreductase activity. Gene Ontology annotation, biological process: deoxyribonucleotide biosynthetic process. NCBI's taxonomy places the organism in Eukaryota, Viridiplantae, Streptophyta, Magnoliopsida, Brassicales, Brassicaceae. The record is from RefSeq and is a predicted model, not a curated record.